This is a messenger RNA of Closterium sp. NIES-65, 1258 nucleotides long. The record is from the annotation of a GenBank genome assembly. NCBI's taxonomy places the organism in Eukaryota, Viridiplantae, Streptophyta, Zygnematophyceae, Desmidiales, Closteriaceae.
AUGCCCAAGUGUAAGGCGGGAUAUCGGCCCGCGGGUUCGUUAUGCGUGCACGACUGUAGCGCGUACGGCGGGAAAUGGACCAACUGCGGGAUGGGCUGCGCGCCGAGCAAGGAGGAGUGUGCGAAGAACGUCUACAGUCAGGCACGUUGCGCGCCGAGCAAAGAGAAACUUAUUGCUCACGUGGAGACCCACCCAUCCGUACCAUCCAUAUCCAUCUGUACCCAUCCACUCCCAUUCAUACCCAUCCGUACCCAUCUGUGUCCAUACCCAUACUCCCCUCUCCCCCCCCACCUCUCUUCCUCCCGUUCCUUUCCCCCCUCCCCUCUUGUCCCUCGCGUCGUCGCACAACAGCUCACGACGACGGCGGUUUGGGUCGCCAACGUCGUCAUUCCGGGUUCUGCGAUCUUCGCCAGUCGCAUGAGCGCGAUUGGCGCUCCUGUCGCCAUGUCUUACGGCGGAGUGAAGGGCGUUGCGCGCAUGACGCGCGGGCCCGACGCGAUGAUUGCGCGCAAGACGAUGGAGAAGCGCGCCCUCGUCGCCAUGCUCACCGCGGCGCACGCGCGGAGGCUGGACAAGAACGGCGGGGCGGUCGGAAUCUUCUCCCCCAGAACGCAGAACAAGCCUGCUCGCUACCAGCAGUUCAGGCAGCGCAACCAGGUGUCCACUCAGAUGGCGACACGUGUCGCUGACGUCAUGGUCAGGGCUGUGCGCAAGGAUAAAGCAGCCGUCAAUAUUGAGGACCUUGCCAAGUACGAUCCUUCCGGGACGCUCCCCAUGCUCGUGGCCUACAGCCAUCCCCUGUGCAGCAAGAAUGAGUGUGCGAAGUGCGGUGUAACAUCCAACCCCUGCAUCGCUGGUUACACCUGUAACAGCGGCAAAUGCGGUAACCCUAUCGUCGAACCGGACGGCACCAGCUGUGUUGAUUCAGACUACCAAGGAAACACGUUUCCCGGGUUCUGCCAAUCCGGCUCCUGCCAAAUCUCAGCCGUCCAAUCCUACUACGGAUCUGCCCAGAAAACCUCAAUGUGGCUGCCCGAGGGCGUCAGCCUGCCCACGCUGCCCGAGCUGAAAAUUUCCGUCAGCCCGGGACUUACUGGGACGAAUGGGAGCGCCGGGGGGUUCGUGGGCAGGAGUCUUGGGUUUUGGCACAGGUUGUCCAGGCAAUCCCGGAGUUGCACCUUUAAUAACGGGGGUUGUGGCGUGUUUGCCUGCCGAGUUGACUACAAGAGGAAAAAGACAGCAUGUGUCAACCCCAAAA